This is a messenger RNA of Penicillium bovifimosum, 237 nucleotides long. RefSeq names its product succinate dehydrogenase assembly factor 1. The record is from RefSeq and is a predicted model, not a curated record. Bases 1 to 237 code for a protein of 78 amino acids. The transcript is spliced from 3 exons. NCBI's taxonomy places the organism in Eukaryota, Fungi, Ascomycota, Eurotiomycetes, Eurotiales, Aspergillaceae. Gene Ontology annotation, biological process: mitochondrial respiratory chain complex II assembly. Gene Ontology annotation, cellular component: mitochondrion.
AUGGCGCGGCUUUCUGGUCUGCAGAGGGACGUCCUGUCUCUGUAUCGGAAAUGUCUCCGAGAGAUCCGGAAUAAACCUGAGGAUGCGAGGAUCAACUUCAAAAAAUAUGCUCGGUCGGAGUUUCAGAAGCAUCUGGCUGUGAAUAAGAAAGACUUUAGCGCCAUCGAGUAUCUUUUGCGCAAAGGCAAUCGGCAGCUCGAGCUAUAUGCUGACCCGGGAAUUCGCAAUAUCCGAUGA